Oryzias latipes (Japanese medaka) is the source of this 3877-nucleotide messenger RNA. RefSeq names its product endothelin receptor Ba (gene ednrba). Gene Ontology annotation, cellular component: plasma membrane. Gene Ontology annotation, molecular function: endothelin receptor activity. NCBI's taxonomy places the organism in Eukaryota, Metazoa, Chordata, Actinopteri, Beloniformes, Adrianichthyidae. The record is from RefSeq and is a predicted model, not a curated record. Gene Ontology annotation, biological process: endothelin receptor signaling pathway; regulation of blood pressure; vasoconstriction.
AACUUUGAGCUGUCUGUCUAAAAAUUAGGACACUUUGGUAACACUGAAUACCUUGUGAUGAUCCGGCCUCUCUUCUCCUGUCUUUCUCCAACCCCUCCUCUACAUAAAAAGAGGUGGGGUCGGAGGGGCCGGGAUCAACUCUCCAGACUCUUGAGACUGUUCUCUCAGCCUCAGGAGUCAGAAGAAGACGACCAGAACAAGCCACAUCUGUCCCUGCUCACUGAGAGGACUGCCCGCUCUGGAGAUGACUGUACUGGCACCGAUGUGGCUGCCAUCCUGUGAUUCAGGAAUCUAAGGGGCCUGAAAGCUACUGAGGAACUUUGAAAUUAUUGGGUCUAACCAUCACACAAUUCCUGCAUUCCUUUGGGGAAAGGAGCAACAAAGAGGAUCAGCAGUGUUGGAUUAAGCCAAAAAUCAAAGAUAAGAAUGAAGACUCAUCUCCUGUGCUUGGAGUUACUUCUUUUGGUGACUCAUUUAUUUGUGGUCAGUGGACAACUGGAGCCAAAGAAGAAAAACGUCCAGUCCGUUCUGGCUGUCACCCAGAGACUUGGGCUGGUGGAGAGGGACGUUCAGGGCCCGGUGAGGCCUAACAUGUCAUUGCCCCGCCGCAGCCAACCUCCCAUGUGCACUGGACCCACCGAAAUCCGGGAUACCUUCAAGUACAUCAAUACAGUGGUGUCCUGCCUAGUUUUUAUCAUCGGGAUCAUUGGAAAUUCCACCCUAUUAAGGAUCAUUUACAAGAAUAAAUGCAUGCGGAAUGGGCCCAACAUACUGAUAGGAAGCUUAGCACUUGGAGACCUGCUGCAUAUAAUCAUCGGUAUCCCCAUCAAUGUGUACAAGCUCCUGGCAGAAGAUUGGCCGUUUGGAGUGAAUCUGUGCAAACUAGUGCCGUUUGUCCAGAAGGCUUCAGUGGGGAUUACUGUGUUGAGUCUGUGUGCUUUAAGUAUCGACAGGUAUCGGGCUGUGGCAUCUUGGAAUCGAAUCAAAGGGAUUGGAGUCCCAAAAUGGAUGGCUAUUGAAAUAGCACUUAUUUGGAUACUAUCCAUCAUCCUGGCAGUGCCUGAAGCAAUAGCCUUUGACAUGAUCACCAUGUACUACAAAGGAGAACACUUGAGAAUCUGUUUGCUGCAUCCUAUGCAGAAAACAGAAUUUAUGAUGUUUUAUAAAUCAGCAAAGGACUGGUGGCUGUUUGGUGCAUAUUUCUGCUUGCCGUUGGCCUGCACUGCCAUUUUCUACACCCUGAUGACCUGUGAGAUGCUAAGGAAGAAGAAUGGUGUCCAGAUUGCGCUCAGUGACCACCUCAAACAGCGGAGGGAGGUGGCUAAGACAGUGUUUUGCCUGGUUCUGGUCUUCGCUCUGUGCUGGCUUCCCCUUCACCUGAGUCGAAUUCUGAAGAUCACCAUUUAUAAUGAAGAAGAUCCAAAUCGCUGCGAGUUGCUCAGUUUCUUUUUGGUGUUGGACUACAUCGGCAUCAACAUGGCAUCCAUCAACUCCUGCAUCAACCCUAUCGCCCUUUACAUGGUCAGCAAACGCUUCAAGACCUGUUUUAGGUCGUGUCUGUGCUGCUGGUGCCUUCCUCCAGAGAUGUUAAUGGAUGAAAAGCAGUCGUGUAUGAAGCUUAAAGUAUCAGAGCAAGCCUCCGACCAGAGCAACUCCCGCAUGACCAACAAGUCCACCACAGCCUGAGGAGGUACCAAAAACUGAGGAGAAAAACUGGAUGUAUGACCGAAAAGGCAUGAAACCCGAUUCUGUGGCAUCGCACGAACCAUUGGGAUGUCCUUUCUGGAUAUUAGUUCCCUCCGAAAAGUUGAUUUGAAAGCCUCUCAUUAUGCUAUGUUUUAGGGCAAGUUUGGGCAAAAACAACCUCACAUGAACAACUCAUGACAUGUUUCACAACGCCAACACUCACUGAACAAAAUUAUAGCUAAAUGCAACGCCUUCAUUCUAGCUAGGAAUGACAGCAGCAAGCAGAUGCUGCUCGUCAAAUUCACGUUUUCAUAAGAAACUUUGUUUUAAUAAAAUAUAUUAACCACGGUAAUUAAAGUAGAACCUGAACACUGCUGAGAAAUGUCUUAGAGAGGAUGGGUUGUAAUCUACAACCCCACAUUUGGCAUCCAGUCAUCAUCACAAACAGUUUACGUCAAUCGUCAAUGGCGGACAGAUGGGUACUUUCUCACUGGGUUGCUUUACCUGAACCACUGCUGGUUUUGAAGAUGGUCUGCUGAUGGUUUGGUGAGUAUCACGGCUCAUCUGAACUCAGAUACAGAACAAACAAGCAAACCUUGGUCUGCCGUAAAACUGAGCACUGUGGUGUGAAUUUAGACAGAGAAACUGACAAUCAAAGAUGGUGUAAACCAAAGAGACUAAAUAUACAAGUAUUCUGCAUUUUGAAUUAAAAUAAAAUAACUAAAAGUACAAUCCCAUGGAAGCAAGGAUCAUUAAAGGUUGAUAAAUGACUUGUCUUUCAGCCUGAUAGCAAAGGGGUAAAGAUUUUGCAAAUAUGACAGAAGACUAGCAAGACUGGCUAGUUUUGCUCUUCAGGCUCCUUUCAAUGCUCCAUUCAGACAAUACAUCCAUUGAACAAGCUGCUGUUGCUACUGCUUGAUGUUUUCUAGAGGUUUGGACCUCCCUAUUGUGAUAAGAUGACAGUACCAACGGUUUUGGAAUCCUCCCCUUAUUUAAAACCAAGUCUAAAUUCAAGUCAAGAUUUUCUGAGAUUGGAGCUGCUGUUAUUUUAACCCUUGAACUGCCCAAUCAAGACAAAAUUGGUUAAAAAAUGUCUGCUUCUUCUUGCCUUGGGGGAUGAAUACAUGCAAGCACUAUUACAAAUGUGUUUUCUAAAUGUGCUCUAAUGUUUGGUUGACCAGGCAGUUAAAGGGUUGAGUUGAUCGUAAACUUUGUCUUAGUACUCAAGAGUUAGUGACUCCUUGCAGUGUUUUAAGAUUUUCUCCAAAUUUCUGACUUAAGCUGAAGAAAAAUGUUUUAAUCAGCUUUGAUGGUAUCAAUCUGAUCUUCUUGACCUGAUGGCUCAGUCUCAACUUUGGGUAAUUUAUGCAUAAAAGCUCUCAAGCAAACCAACAACAAAAUAAAUAAAAAGAGGGAAAUGAUAUAGUGGACUAAAAGAGACUAAAUAAAACAACAGUGGAUCUGAAUCUGUGAUACAUGAGAUUCACUUAUAACUCAGUGUAAUGCUUUUUGCUGUUCAUCUGACGCCACUAGUCUUAAGACUGUUGAUGUAUAAAACCUUUUUAAAAUGUUGACUUUGCUAUUUUAUGAAUACACAGAAACAAAAGCCCUGAUUCAUUUAAACCACUGUGACAUUCGCAAAAACUGAAAAACAAACUUGUAAAAAUGACACUAAACAUCAAAAGUGGGUGGCGACAAAGGUCAGAAUUGUUGUGUAAAGACGAGGUUAGGGGUCAAUAAGCAAAAGAUAGAUCGUCAAAUUCGACAAUGAAUGCUAGCAGGGGCCAAUGAUUUUUUCCUUUAACCUUUUUUGUGGUGUGGAGAAUGUUAAAGCGUGACGCUGUGUGGCAAGUUGCCAGUACUGACUGGAGCCUCUCCAAACGGUUCUCUUGUUCGGUUAUUGUAUAUGAACUGUUUGUUAUGCAUUUUGAGCAAUUGUACAUACUGCUUUUACGUACAGCUACAAAUAUGCUCAAAAUCCUGUUUUUUUUUAUGUUUGUUUGUUUUUUAUUCCUGAACUACUGAUGUUUAAUUUUUUUGUUAAACUGUGCAUUUAUAGGCCUGCUCCUUAGGCUUUAACUGAUGAUUAACUCUGUUCCCUCCUUUUUAUCUUAACCUGACUCAAUACCUUGGUUGGUAGGCAAUGUUGUAGGUUUUUAAUCAAGAAAAUGAAUAAAACCAUAAACAGCAA